AGGGCUUCGCGGCCAUGUUGAAAUUUGCACUGACAGUUAUUCCGUUGUGAUUUAUCUUAACUUGUAAAGCAGAACUACGCUAACUGUUUUCCCCACACACUGUUAAACGCGGUUGUGUAAAGUGUUCCGGUUUCUAUGAAAGCUUUACUUUUGAGAAGAUGGACCAAGAUGAACGGCGAAGAAAACUAGAAGCUGGAAGAGCGAAGCUUGCACACUUUAGACAGCAGCAGGCGAAACGCAACAGUACCGCCACUGCGAAGAGGAAGAACGCUACAAACGACCGUUCAGCACAAGAGGAGUCCCAACCCGAUCACGCUCAUGAACAGGACAGCAAAGAGGAGCUCGAGGAGUCGCUACAGCCUCAUGACGCUGGUGAUCCUGAAGAGGUGAACCAAACAGAUUCACAGGAACAGGGCUCACUUCCUGCGGACAGAAGGGCAGCGGAUCAGCCUAAUGAGCAAGAAGACCUUUUAGGAGAAUUUGUAGUCACACACACGAGCAAAGAACAACUGAAGCAGUUACAGGCAGCAGUGGAGAAGCGAAACGAGAUCAUUUCACAGCUCAGCGUCAACCUGCAGGCGGCGCUGAUGAGCCGAGACCAGGUGCAGCUGGAAGCACAGCAGCUGACGGGUCAGAUACAGGAGCUGCAGCAGCAACUCCAGCAGGCUAAAGAGUACCUACGCAGUAAAAGUGUGGGAUGGCUGGAUCUAUCUCAAACCCACAGGCAGCUACAUGUAGAGCGCUCUCUGCAGAUGAGAAAUGAUCAACAGGUCCUUUUGGCUCAGAAGGAAACGGAGAUCACGGCUCUCCAACAGAAGCUCACGGUCAUGGAGGAUUCCCUCUUUCAGCUCCAGAGUGCUUUCACGUCAGAUCACAUGGAGAAGAUCAGAUCAAGCUUGUGCCCCAAUGGUGGAAUCCUGUCCGGGAUUAAUACGAGCCCAGAGAACAACUUUGAUUCGAACAGCGAUCUGAUUCAGAAAUUAAAAUGCGAGCUGGACGAAGAACGACAGAACAGCAAGCGAGCGCAGGAAUGUGCUGAGAACCUGCAGGAGACUGUUUUGAAAUUCGAAAGCGAGAAGUUUGAGAUGGAGGCCCUGCUACAGUCGGUUAAGGAUGAUCUUGAGCGUGCGGAGAAACAGGCGCGUGAGGCACAGCAGUACAAAGCCGAGAAAGAACGGCUCAACCAGGACGUGGUGCGUCUAGACGGGCUGGUGGAAGAACUUCAGAACAAGCUUCAGGAAGAACAACAAACGUCCAAGCACCUCCGUUCCAAAUACGAAGCUGAAAUCGCCAACUGUGAGCUGCGUCUACAGGACCUGGAGGAAGAGCGGGUGUUGAAUUUAGCGCAGUUGGGUGAAGAGCAUGAGACUGCACUCAAGCGUCUCCGAGAGGAGCAUUCUGAGGAGAUCAAACGUAUUCAGGAACUGCUAGACCAAGCUCAAAAACAUUACCCUCAUGGUGAAUCUGACGAGCUUGAUACAAGCGACACCUUGAUCCAAACCUUUGAAGAACACCGCAAUGAGGAGCUGGUCACUGAAAGUUCUCCUGAAGCUGUUGUAAGUACGAAUACCUCGGUCACCAGUAGAGACCUGAUGGAGAAGUACUUGGCAUCUGCUGUGCAGUGUGAAAGCUCAUGGAUGGAACGAAGUCUAGAGGAGCGCAGCAUCAUGGAGAACUCGACUGCUUCCAAGUUGGAGUUUGAAGACGAAUCAAGAUUUUUGGUUCACCUUGAAUCUGGUGCUCAGAACACAAACCCAGAAGAGCAACCAUCUGGACUAGAUGGAAUGUUCACCCAGGCACCAUGGCAGAGCUUCAAUUCAACCUUGAAUGGGCUAAACGAAAAUGUGGAUCUGGGCAAGGAGCUUCUGAUCCAGCAGUGCAGAGACCUCUCUGAGCAGUUGGAAGAGAAAGAGAGACAGCUGGAUGUUCUUCAGGAAGAAGUUCAACGCUCUGCUGAAGAGUUAGAAGAGGCGCGGGAGCGCUGGAGUAAAGCGUCAGAUGAGCUUGAAGAAGCAAAGUGGGAGCUGGAGACGGAAAGAGAUAAAAGGCUUCACUGCGAGCAGCUCCUCAAUGAGAAAAUCCACGAGCAGGACAACCUGAAGAACAAACUCAGCUACUUGGAGAGCCAGAAAGAAAAAGAGCAGUUGAAGUCCAAUAUGGAACUUGACGCUAAGAACUCCUCCACAGAGGAGCUUCUGACGGAACUGAAGGAGGACAAGGUCAAGCUCAUUCUCCAGCUCAAACACCAAGAACAGCUGGUCCGAGAUGUUCAAGAGCAGAAGAUGGCUGGGGACUCGGUGAGCUGUGAAGUCCAGGCUCUGUUUGGUCGGCAGCUCUCCUCUCUGCAGGCUCAGAGGGACCAGCUCAUGGACCAGCUGGAGAACCAGAGAGAAAAGAACCAAACCACGUCCGUGCUGCUAGGGCAAAAGACCCUCGAACUGGACUCGGCUAACAGGGAGAUCCAGCAGCUCCAAGCAGAAGUGGAGGAAAGGGUGGAGAACGUGCAGAGGCUGGAGAAGGUCAAAGUGGACCUGGAGUCCAAUCUGAUGUGUCUUAAAGAGAACCUGAGUAAUAUGGAGGAGGCGUUGCGUCGGGGUUCGGCAGAGAAAGCUGCUUUGGAGAAGCGACUGCAGGCGCUAGAUGAACAGAACAAGAACAUGGAAAAGGUUCUGGAAACAGAACUGGAGAACUUUGAGCUCCAGCUACAAGCGAAAGCUGUGGACCUUGAGCAGAUGAAAGAAGCCCGAGAGAAGGCAGAGGAGGAGCUCAUGGAGAAGGAAAACGCUUUGCAGAAGGAGCUGAGAGAACAUGAAGAGGAGAAGAAAAGACUUGAGGAGAAACAUCAACAGGAGGUGCAGGAGUGGAGUUUGCGCUUGGAGAAGGAGCUCUCGGUGCUGCGUUCCAACCUGGGAGAGGAGCAGAAGAAACAAAUCACCCUAAUUAAGCAGGUGCACGAGCGAGAUCAUCAGAGAGAGAUGACCGAGCAGGCGGCACAGCGGACGGACGAACUCGACCGGCUGAAGGCUGAGCUCUCGGAGGUGCUGAGGGACAGCUUGGAGGCGGCACAUCAAGCAGAGCUGCUGCAAACCCAGACGCAGCACAGUCUGGAGAUGGAGGCUCUCCGUCUGAGCCUGACCAACCUGCACACGGCGCAGCUGGAGCUCACCCAGUCCAACCUGCAGAAGGAGAAGGAGGCGGCACUGAGCGAGCUGCAGGCCAGCCUGAGGGAGAAGUGGGCUCAGGAGAGCGCCAUGCUCCAGACACGACAGCAGUUCGAGCUCGAGAGGCUCCGAGAGCAAAGCAGGGAGCAGGAGAGACAAGCUGAGCUCCAGCUCCAGCUGGCCAUCGAUGAUCUAAAUUGUGGGUGGGAAAAGCGUUUGUCAGAAGAACAGGCUUCGCUGGAGCAAAAGCAGACCAGUAGGAUCGAGGCUGCAAAGGGUCAGUGGUUACAAGACUUCCAAAAAGAGCAGUUGGAGCUGCAGGCAGCCUUGAACAAAGCUGAGGAAAGUUUGGCUGAGAUGCAGAACAAGCUUGAGGCGCUUCAGCGAGCUAAAGAUGAAGAAAUCAAGCAUCUGGAGUCGGAGCUGAGUCUGGCGUGGGCUGACCGAGAUGCUGCAGCUCGUGCUGUUGAAGAACUGGUCGCGAGUCACAAGGUGGUGCUACAGGAGCAGCAGGCUCGCACGCAAGAGCUGGAGGAGCAAGAGAAGCUGCUCAAGCAAGAGGUGGAUCGUCUGCUCGCAGAACAAGAGGCAAAGAAGGCCAGCUCCGAGCAGGAGAUCGCUAACCUCUGGUCUCAGCUAGAGAACAUGAGGACCAACAGACAGGAACUGGGAGAGUUGAAGGAGCAGUUGCUGGCGCGCACGUCACGUGUUGAUGACAUCGAGCGGCUUAAGCAGGACUUCUCGCAGCAACGGCGGGAGCUCCAGGAGCAGAAUGAGGCAGAGCUGGAGAACCUGCGCGUCUACUUCGAGCAGCGGCUCCAGGCCAGUGAGGAGAAUCACCGCGAGGAAAUCGCCCUACUGCAGCGGCGCCUCGCAGAGGGAGCCCCGGAGGACGCGGCCGUCAAGACCGGAGAGGCAAGCUUCCUCUCUGAUGAUGGAAAGGCUGAGGAGGAGAGCGUGAACUCAUUGGCCGAGAUUACAGAGCAACUGGAGAAACACAAGGUGGCGCUGGAUGCGCUGCGUCUGCAGCUGGAGGAGAAGCACAAGCAGGACCUGGAGCAGCUGCGCUGUAACAUGGCUCUGUCCUAUAGAGAGGAGUUACUGCAGGCUCGUUCGGAGCUCACUGACCGCUACUACAGUGACAUGGAGCAGCUCAAAACCAAACACGCCUUGGAGAUUGAACAGCUGCGGGCCAAGCUCUCGGACAGCCACCUUAAAGAGAUAACAAAGCUGCGGCUGCAGUCGGUGGCGGAUGUGGCGCGUCAGGUGGAGGCCGAGCUCGAAGAGAAGACCCGGCUCCAGACUCAGGAGCACCAAGACCGGCUCGCUCAGCUUGCCUCAGACACUGAGCACAUACUGAGCUUGGAGAAGGAGCUCGCAGAACUCGCCUUACAGCAUGGCCGAGAGCUGGAGAGAGCUACUGAGCGGCACACGGAGGAGCUCCGAGAGCUGGAGGACAGGCUGAAGAAAAACUUUGCAGAGGAAAUGCGCACACGUCUUGCAGAGGCACAGCAGGAAGAAAGGACCCGUGUAACCGAGGAAAUCUCCCGCCGGAGCAGUGAGGAACAGCUCCAGCUCAGGGAGCAGCUUCAAGCUCAGGCUGAGGAACGCAUGGCUAUCCUGAGAGAGGAGCUCCAACAAGCAGCCGAUGAGGAGAGAAAGGAGCUGGACCAGAAGCUUGCUCAGGCUGAGGAGCUCCUAGCUGUGGAAAGGCAGAGGCUGCAUGCCCUACAGGCUAGUCUGGAGAGUGAGGAGAGCCCUCAAGUCGUGGCCCUGAAGCAGAGGCUUGAAGCUCAGUACAUGAGUGAGCUACGCACAGCGAAGAGCACCAUGGCGUCUGAGGUGAAGGAGCUCAACGCUUUGCUGAAGGAGCAGACUGAGAGCAGGCUACAGGAGGCCACGUGCAGGCAUCAGGAGGAACAGCGACAGCUAACAGAGAAACUUGUCCAGCAGAGAGAGGAGGCUCUGCAGAAGCAAGAACAUGUUCAGGAGCUGCAGGCCCAGACAGCUCUUCUGGAGCAGAACAUUUCAAAACUAGAGCAUCUCCAGAAAGAGCACCAGGAGCUCAAAACCCGACACCAGGACGAGCUUGACUUGCUCUCUUCCAAUCACAAGGUGGCGUUGGAGAGCCUUGCUGAGAAACACAAUGCAGAGCUCGAUAAGCUGCAGGUGGUCCUUCAGGAGACCAAUCUAGCACAGCUCGAAGCUCAGGAGGCGGAGCUUGGGGCACGCCACAAGCAGGAAAUGGAGGAGCUAGAGACCAGGAUGUUGUGCAACAUGGACACGUUGGAGAGCACGUACCUGAAGGAGAUCCAGGCGGUGCGUGAGGAGAAAGACGCCGCGCUUCGGGAGCUCAGAGCCUCAGUGGAGCAAGAGCAGGCUAAAGAGAUCGACAGAGUGAAGCAGGAGGAGCUGACGAUCAGAGACGAACUGAGAAAAGAGCUGGCACAGGCCCAUAUGGACAAAUUUAGCGCCAUGGCAACUGAACUUGGCCACGCCCAUCAGGCAGAGCUAUCUGCAGCACUCGCUUCUCAGAAGGCCGCUCUGGAGUCUGAUCACCACUCGGCAUUGGAAACCCUGCGACAGCACGUGCUGAAUCUGGAGGCACAACACGGCGCCGCCCUCCAUGAGGUCACCGACAUGACCACCAAAGAGAAACAGCAGCUGCAGCAACAGCUGGAUGCGCUGAAUGCUCAGCACCAGCAACAACUCCAGGAACUGAGGGCAGCAUCUUUGAGGGAGAUUGAGGCUCUACGCAGGGAGUUGGAGGAAGAGGCAUCACGGCAACGACUCCAUUUCCUGGAAGAGGCGGAGCUUCUGAAGUGCCAGUCAGAGGAGCAGCUACAGCGAAAGAUUGCCCAGUUAAAGGAGGAAAGCGAGCGGGAGAAGACCGCUGCUCUGGACGAGCUGGAGAGAAGUUUGCGUGAGCAGCAUCAGAAGAAUGAGCUCUGCUACACAGACAAAAUGAACCAGCUAACUGCACAGCUCCAACAACUGGACACGGUCGUCUCUCAGCUGCGUGCCGAGGUCAGCGGUUUGCAGGGGGAGCUGGAGGGCAAGCGCUCGGAGAUGGACACUCUGGAGACUCUGCUGCAGCGGCGUGAGCGCGAGAGUCAGGAAGGAGCCACCCUCCUCACCAUGCUGCGUGAUGACCUCAACACCGCCACGCAGCAGAGACAAGACCUUCAGUUGGCCCAUGACCGACUUCAGCAGCUUAUCCUCGAGAUGCUCCGGGUUACAAUUGCGACAGAGGAAGAGAUCGGCCGCAGGUUGGGGAUCUGUGUGGAAGGUGAUUGCACUGGUGGCAACAAUCUGAACAGGAGGCUGAGUGGCAACCAUGACGCCCAGGAGACAGUAGACGUGGAUGGUGGCGCUGUGGAGGGUGGCCCAAACUGCAGCAUGAUCUCCUCUUCUGUGAUGGAUGAAGGUCUGGAGCUGUCUCAACGCCUGUGUGAGAGUUUGUUUUCAGGCCCCGAUGGAGAGCUGGACUCUGAAAGGGAGGAGCUGGUGCUGGGGGCCUGCACUCGACUCCGUGCCGCAGUGGACAAACUGUUGGAUCUGGUCUCGGACUCCACAGUGCAGCUGGAGCAGCUGCGAGCUCUUCAGGCUGCGCUGGAUGAACAGUUCAGUGAAGGUGGAGAAGCAAAGAAUGCUCUUCUCCAGCAGCACGCUCAGCUUCUGGAGCAGCUGGACCAGGAGGCGAGUGUGAAGAGUCAGCUGCAGCUAGAACUGCACAAGGCUGAAGGUCUGAUAGAGGGCUAUGUGGCGGACAAGGCUGCUCUCGAGGAGGCGCUGCAGCAGAAGGAAGCACGUGAGCGGAGGCUGGUUGAGGAGCUGGAGAGCACUCGGACUCGGCUGCAGGAGCUUGGUGAGGAACACGCGCUCCUGCAGCGGCAGCGAGACGCGCUCUCAGCAGGCCUUGGAGAACCUGAAAAAGCACUGUUGGCCGAAGCAGAGCGGCUCGGGCAGGAGCGCGUGGACGUGCAGCGACAAGCGGAGAAGGACCGGGUCGGUCUGGCAGGUCGGCUGCGCUUCCUAGAGCUGGCGCUGGAGGAGCACGAGAGCCGAGCACAGCAGCAGGAAGAGCAGCACCGCACCCAAACCGAGGACCUGCAGCAGCACAUCAGCGCUCUGGAGAAACAGCUCAAACACCACCGUCAGUUCAUAGACGAGCAAGCUGUGGAGCGAGAGCACGAGCGGGAUGAGUUCCAGCAGGAGAUUAAGAAUCUGGAGGCGCAGUUGAGAACAUCCUCUAAAGGACACCCAGGAGGAGACGCUAAGGGUCAGAGGAUUGAAGACUUGGUUAUCCAGGUGGAAAGUCUGCAAGCUCUUAUCACAGACAAAACUGAGGACUACAGCGUUCUGCUCUCGGUUAAGGAGCAGUGCCAGCGUGACCUGGAGGACCGUAACGACGAGAUCGAUAAGAUGGCGUCUCGCAUCCGGGAGCUGGAGCAAGCUCUCCUGAGCAGCGCAGAGGCUGGACGGACCGUCACGCAGUUGGAACAGGAGCUUCAGAAAGCACACAAGAGCCUGCAGGAGCUCUCUCAGGAUAAAGAAGCCUUGCAGCAGCAGCUGUACUCUAAUAAACUCCAGAUCUCGGCUCUGCAGUCCAAACUGGACGAGACGAGGCAUCGCUUCCCCGACCCCAGUGCUGACCCCAACCUCCGAGAACAGCUAGAGACACUCCAGCAUGACCUGCAAAAGAAAGAGGAGCAGGUGGAGGUGCUACUGGAGCGAGUGGAAGCGCUGGAGAAAUCUCUGGCGGUGAAGGAGGAGGACAUCCGGCAGCUCUCGCUGCAGCUGGAGCUCAAAACUAACGAAAGCCGAGCCAAGGAGGAAGAGCUACACCUGCGCAUCACUGAGCUGCAGGAGCUGGUGAGCACGCUACGCAGACAGCAGCCGGAAGAGAAGGAGACCUUGGCACUGCAGCUUCCUGCUGCUCUGCUGGAGGAGAAGAACCUGGAGCUCGACCACCUCAACCAGCAGGUUCUCCGUCUGCAGCAGGAGCUGGACGCCACCAAAGAGAACAAAAAGGCAGAGGAGAAGCAAGCGGACAUCGAAGAUCUGCGCGCUCAGGUGGAGAGACUCCGUGGCGACCAAGAGCGUCUGCGUCAAGCCAAGGAGGAGGAGACCGAGCAGCUGCAUGAGGUUAUCCACAAGCUGCAGGAGGAGCUGAACCAGCUCGACCCCAGCCGGCAUGAGGUCAGCGACCCAAACACGGACAGCCCUGAGCCCCCUGAUUAUCCCUGGUCCCCCCGACCACAGCACGGCACUGAGGAGAGCCUGUGUCACGAGCUGAGCAGUCAGACGCUUCAGAGCUGUCGCACCAAACUCUGUGAGCUCCAGGUGGACUUGGAGCACUCGGUGGAGGAGAAGGAGGCACUUCAGAGACUGCUCCUGACCCAGGAAGAGCAGUAUGGACAGCAGGUGGAGGCGCUAGGCCGCAGCCUGGGCGAGGAGAGGGGCAGGCUCGUGCUCCUGGAGCAGGAAGCUGGAGAGCUGAAGCUCCAGUUGUGCCAGAAGGAGGCUGAAGUGGAGACUCUCCAAGAUCGCAUCCAAAAGCUGGAGGACGUCGAGAGGAACGUCAAAGACUUGGAGCUUCGGCUGAAGAACGCUGAGGAACGGAGGAAGGAGGCACAGCAGAAGAUGACGGCGUUGAGUGAAGAGGCACAGAAGCAUACGGAAGCGCAAGAGAGGAUGGAGGGACAACUGGCGGAGCUACAGCAGAAGUCUGAGGACAGCGAGAACGCUGCGGAGCAAAUGGGGCUGCAGGUUACAGAGCUGCAGGAGAAGCUUCAGCAGCAGAAAUCUGACAUCACCAUCUUGGAGACGGGCAAGAAGGAGCUGUAUAUGGAGAAACAGGCUCUUCAAAAACGCGAGGGAAAACUCCAAGAGGAAAUAGAGAAGCUGAAACAGGAAGUGUCAGCAAAGAGCAGUCAGAUCCAGGAACUGAAUGUGCAGCUGGAGGAGAAGGUGGCCGAACAACAGGAGACGCAGAAAGAAGUUCUGACAUGUGCCGAGGAGACCCUGGCUAAAGCAGAGGCAGCUUUGAGAGAAAAGGAGGAGCAGUUGGUUCACCUGAGGUUGCAGCAUGAUGUACUGGGAGCGGAGCUGGCGGCAGUGAAAGAAGGCUUGAGCACCAGUACAGAGAGAGCCGAGAAACUACAGGAGGAGGGGCAGACCAAAGACCGUGCCCUGGCUGAUCUAGAGGAGCAUAACCAGCAUCUCCGGGCCGAGCUGCGUGGCUUGCAGGACGAUCUUGAAGUGCAAGAGGAGGAGCUGGCCUACCAGCAGAGAGAGCUGGAGGAGCUGCGACAGCGUUGCCACGGUCAAGAGCAGGCCGAGCUCCACAGCUCCAAGCCUAAACAGCGCUUCCUGGACGGCCUGUCCCGUGACUCAUCCAUCUCCUCUCCGGAGGUUCUGCGGCGGCUCGACUGCAGCGAAGAGCGGCCGUCUCGCCUCCAAGCAUCUCACCUGUCUGAGCUGAGCGGCCUGCGCAGCACCAGCAUGGAGCCGACUAGCAAGCACUCGCCCAUGGAGCUGAAACGACCACUCGUGCUGAUGCCGGAGACCGAUCCACCCAGCACACACUCGCCCUCUGCAUCCCCAUGUUCACUCUCCAUGUCUGAGAACCUCUCUGUGCUCGACUCGCUGGACCCUGAUAAGGUUCAGGAGCUGGAGAAUCUGGAUGAUGUGACUCAAUCUCGCUCUCCUCUUUCUUCGACCUCCCCGGUGUCUGCACCGGAGUGGGCCAGCGACGGAUACGGCAGCAAUAUGAGCUCCGAGCUGGAGGCGAAGCUGAAGCACGAGCUGGAGCAUACGGAACGGCUCGACUCUCACUUUGUGGAGUACCUGCGCGGCAGAGACAUGGCACCGACUUCACGCUCUGACAGCGCAGCAGGCAGCCUGCAUCACACCUACGAGCUGCUCUCACCUGAGCUACAGGCCAUGUUGAACCGCGUGUACCGCGAGAGCUGCAGAGUGUUGUCUCUGUCCCGUCGUCCUCCCCCUGCCGGACAGCCUCACCCAGACUCCGAGGAGGCUCCACCCCCAUCCUGGCAGAGAGAGAGGCGGGCUUUGCAGGAGACGGUGCUGUCACUCCGAGAGCUCCUGUGCAGGAUGGCCGAGCGUGAGCCCAAGGUGGAUGGUGAUGUCGACUGGCGGAAGGAGCUAUUACAGGCUGUGCGGAGCGUGUUUGACAGCGAGAGGAAGUGGCUUCAUGCACAGCUUCAGGACGUCAUGGCAACCAACUCCAGUAUAGACUACUCCUCCCUGCUGAAGCACUUGGAGAUGCUGCUGCAAAAACAGGAGGAGCAGCAGAGGAGAUCUCUGGAGCAGCUGCUCAGUGCAGACCGGAACAGCCUCCUAGCCGAAAUCCGCAAUUUGCACGAGCAGCUGCACGCCUGCACUCUGCAGAGCCAGGAGCAGCUGCGAGAGCUGCAAAGCUCACUCGGUGCUGUUCGUGAUGAGGGCACGCGCACACAACAGCAGCUGCACAGACAGGUUGGCGAGCUGGAGAGGCAGCUACAGCAGGAGCGAACAGCGUCUCAGGACCUGCAGCGCUCCCUGGAGGAGGAGCAGUCCAGAUCGACGAAUCGGCAUCGCCAACUGGAGGCAGAGCAGACGCUGGUGGUGGAGAUGAAGGUGGAGCUGGAGGAGCGCGUUCAGCAGCUGCAGUCGUUCAGUAAAAGCCAAGAAGAACUCCAGGCUCAGGUCCACAAACUACGGUUGAAGCUGGAGUGUGAGGAACAGGAGCAUCAGGCUUGUGUGGAAGCUGUGGAGCGAGAGCAGGCCAGAGUAACGCAGCUUCAGGAGGAACUCCAUCACGAGAGGCUCAGCAGCAGAAACACCCAGGAGGAGCACGCGCACACUCAGGAGUCUCUGCGUGCCGCCCUGAACGAGCACACGACUCGUCUGAGCGAGCUGAACUCUGCGCUGGAGCAGGAACGCGUAGCCGUCAGUAACCUGCGUGCCGAGCUGCAGAUCGAACAGUCCCGCUGUGAAGCCCUGCUGGCUCAGGAACGCGAGCGCACUGAGCUAGCCCUCUCGCGUCUGGAUGAAGAGCGCUCACGCGCUGCCGAGCUCUCGUGCACGCUCUCGCGCCAGGCUCAGGAGCAUGCUCGCCACUUAGAGGAGGAGCUUCGCUCCCAGGAGGCAGCAAGCACCCAUGACAGGAAGUUCAUCCAAGAGCUAAGGACGCAGCUGGAGCGGGAGCGGCACCAGGCCGAGGAGCUCGCCGCCAACGUGGAAUGCCUACAAGCCCAGGUACUCCAGGGGAAACGCAGGCAGGAGGAAGCACAGAGAGGACAGGAAGAGGUGCAGAGGCUGCACUCUGCUCUGGAGGACCUGCAAGCGCAACGGGUGGAGGUGAGCCGCACCCUGGAGACGGAGAGACUCCGAGCCUCCCAGCUUCAGACGGAGCUGGAUGCCAUGAAGGAGAAGCUGACGGAGGUGAAGGAAAAGGAGAGAGCUAGGGAGGAGCAAAGGGAAAGGCAGAGAUGGCACGAGAAACAGGAGCAGGAAGACCAGGCGCGGCGGCAGGAGCGCACCAAAGAUAAACUGCUGGAGCUGGAGUCAUUGCGAGAGCGAGAUCAGCAGCAUUUGAGACGGCUGCAGCAAACUCUGGCCGACCUGGAGCAGCACGAGAAGCGGUUGACCUCCGAACGCCUGCACAGGGACCUGCGCUCUCCAGACAGCACCCGAUUCUCUCACACACAGGACUCGCCACCUUCCUCCUCCUGUCUUUUGGAGCGUGUAUUAAAGGAGAACUCCGAGCUGACGGAGCGUCUCGCGGCUCUGAGUGAGGAGAAGAUCUCCCUCAAACACACCGUCUCCUGUCUGGAGAGAGACCUGCACAACCUCAAACGCAGCGAACAGGAGAAGUCUUUGGUGCAGCUAGACCCGUCUGUUUUGUCAGAGAAACCGGCCUGGCAGAAGGAGAAGGUGGCCUUGCAGGCUGCUCUAAAGAAGGCCGAGGACGAUCUUGUGAAGGCCACAGCCAGAAACGAGAACCGACCGAUCACGGACCUUUCCAACAAUAAGAUGCAGAGGCUGUAUGAAAAGUACCUGAGGGCGGAGAGCUACCGGAAGUCUCUGGUGUAUCAAAAGCGCUAUUUGCUGCUGCUGCUCGGAGGUUUCCAGGACUGCGAGCAGGCCACGCUGGCUCUGAUAGCACGGAUGGGUGCUCAGCCAUCGCUCAUCUCACAAACCUCCCGGCCAAUCAGCCGCUUCAGGAGUGCCGUUAGAGCGCUCAUCGCCAUCUCCAGGCUUAAGUUCCUCACCAGGAAGUGGCAAAGGGCUCUGAAAAAAAGCUCAGUUGGAAGUGUGACUGUUAACAGUGCGGCUGUCCGGACCGAGGUUCUCAAACCACAGCAGUCCGGACCUGCGUUCAACUCUCCGCCCACUCGCGACCGCAUGCUCGCCCAGCGCACUGCAGUCUCUCCUCUAGCGCCAUCCGUUAAAUCUCCUUUCAGGCUGCAUAAUGGAGGUUAUUCCAGCAGCGUCCUGGCUCCAUCCGAGUGCACUCGUACCCCCUCCCAGGAGCCGGAACGCUCCCUCACGGACUACAUUCAUCACCUGGAGAACGUCCAGCAGCGUCUAGGAGCUGUUCGUCCAGGUUCCCCUGCGACGUUCCCUUUUCCCAGGAAAACUGAUAGAUGAACAAAAGCAGUCACCACUGAGCCAGUGUUCUGUUACCAGUGUGUGCAUUCGAGAUACUUGAUCAUUUUAUAAAUUAUUUUUCAUCUACUUUUAUACUCCAACCUCAGAUUAACCACAAAUGGCCGUCUGAAUGUGUUCAGUCAGUGACUCUCUUCUGCAUCUCACAGAUGGUCUGUAAAUCUGUUCAGUUGGUCAGUUGUAUGUAGGUUUUUUUUUUUUUUUUUUAACAUUAUUUGCACUGGAAUCUGUACAGAAUCACCAUUGUACUGCAUAAGGACGCAUGUUCACGUCUUAAAUGUAUUUUAUAUUAAACCGUAGCUUUUCUAUCCAUGUUCAAUAAAUAUUUUAACAUUUCAUGCA
Neoarius graeffei (lesser salmon catfish) is the source of this 13181-nucleotide messenger RNA. It is a transcript of the gene pcnt, whose product is annotated as pericentrin. Gene Ontology annotation, molecular function: DNA binding; molecular adaptor activity. The coding region runs from base 159 to 12821 and encodes 4220 amino acids. Gene Ontology annotation, biological process: signal transduction. The record is from RefSeq and is a predicted model, not a curated record. NCBI's taxonomy places the organism in Eukaryota, Metazoa, Chordata, Actinopteri, Siluriformes, Ariidae. The transcript is spliced from 54 exons.